CCCGACGGCUCCACCGUCGCCCUCGGCCCCCUCCUCGCCGGCAUCGAGGUUGGCCUCAAGCGGGCAGCAGGGUGGACACCCCCCACCUUCGAGCCACCCAUCGAUGCCCUCUACGCCGUCACCAUCACCGAGGCUUUGGGGACGUCCUUCCUCCUGGCUCGUGACGGUGAUGGUAACCGAACCACGCUGGGACCCAGCGGUUGUUGGGAUGACGUGGACGACCCCCAAAACUACACCCUGAUGGGACCCCCAUCACCCAUCCCUGAUGCCAUCGCCAACGGGGCGAUGGAUGGGGGGCUCUUGGGUGCCCGCCUGGCCCAAGCACCCAUCCCGCUCGCCGAUCUUCUCCGGGGCUACUAUGGGAUAGGCAACGGCACGGAGAAGGGGAGACCACCCAGCAGCUACCGACGGCGAGAUUUUGGGGUGCUGACGGGGCCGGGGAAGCUGGAGGAGCAGGUGGCGGCGAUGCUGAGGGUGCUGCGGGUGCUGCCACCCACCCAGGAGCUCUUGGAGGACAUGGGGACAGAGGAGAUGGCGGCCAUCGCUCGCCAAGCAGCACGGGACUUCACGGAAGUCUACGUAGACUGCCCGGCCAUCGUGCCCCGGUGCAUGUGGGGUGCCCGUCCCUACCGCGGCACCCCCAGACCGUUGACCCUCCCCUUGGGCUCCGUCUACAUCCACCACACCUCCACACCCAGCGCCCCGUGCCGCACCUUCAGCGCCUGCGCCCGUGACAUGCGCGCCAUGCAGCGCUUCCACCAGGACACCCGCGGUUGGGAUGACAUCGGCUACAGCUUCGUGGUGGGGUCGGAUGGAUACCUGUACCAAGGUCGAGGUUGGUACUGGGUUGGGGCCCACACCAGAGGCUACAACAGCAAAGGCUACGGCGUGGGCUACGUUGGAGACUUCUCGGCCACCUUGCCGGACCCUGACACCAUCGCCCUGGUACGGGAUGGGCUCCUGCCCUGCGCCGUGCGGACCGGCCGGCUCCACCGCAACUACACCCUACGUGGCCACCGCCAGAUGGGUCACACCGACUGCCCCGGCAACUCCCUCUUCCGUGAGAUUGAGACCUGGUAUGGCUUCAAGGUGAGCAUCAAGAUCUGUGGCAUCUCCAGGGGUUGGAGGUUUGGUGUCUGGCUGAGGUGUCUGGUCCAGUCCGGCAUAGCCGAGAGGAUGGGGGUUUGGUGA
Molecule: messenger RNA, 1191 nt
Organism: Opisthocomus hoazin
Lineage: Eukaryota; Metazoa; Chordata; Aves; Opisthocomiformes; Opisthocomidae
Source: RefSeq, a predicted model, not a curated record